Messenger RNA from Pomacea canaliculata, 1265 nucleotides. RefSeq lists its product as uncharacterized. The transcript is spliced from 5 exons. The record is from RefSeq and is a predicted model, not a curated record. Lineage: Eukaryota; Metazoa; Mollusca; Gastropoda; Architaenioglossa; Ampullariidae. Bases 416 to 868 code for a protein of 150 amino acids.
UGGGUGUGGUGUGAUGGCAACAUGAUGUUGACGACGGACUGGUGCAAGGAGCCAUAGGAAAGUCAGGAAGGAAUGAAAAGUGUCAAAGGUAUUUGGGAUUGGGCCUCGGUGACUGUUGUCACAAGAGAUAAGCUGUCUUGAAUGAUUAUUUUACAGUCGAUUUUUGAGAACUUGCUGAUAAGGAGCGAAAACAUUCUUAAUUCUCGUGAUCAACCGGAAUAGAAACAGCGCCAGCCACGACAAACAAGAGACUAUCAGCCACACCUGCUGCGAGUUCCGGGUGGUCCACCGGACCAAUCAAAGUUGUCCGCCAGCAGGUAGGUGUGAUUAUAAAAGGCUGACACACACCUGUCAGGUACCUGGAGCUGCUGUGACUGUCACUGUGAAGGUGUCUAUCUACAAGUAGAGGAAGGAAAUGGUUCUGUGCAGACAGCUGUCCACCCUGCUGUGUGCGGCGGUCCUCGUCUGCAUCCUGAAGCCGAGUGACAGUCAGAUAGGAGCAGCGUGCCUUCCUACUACAGAGUGUAGUGCCAUACCCAACAGCGAAUGUCUUAACGGUGCUUGUGAGUGUAAACAAGGCUACUAUGCUGACCAUGGAAGCGACUGUCGUCCUAAAAAAGGUUUGACAGAUCCGUGCACUAACAACGAUGAGUGUCAGGACUCCAGUCAUUGCGACGGUGGUCACUGUGUCGCUAUCACCACGACUGUUGGCACCACGACUGUUGGCACCACGAUUGUGAACACCGCAGGCACAAACAACAACAGCCACAACAACACCUCCAAUGGCGCACAAUCCUCUGUUUUCACAGGAGACAAACUUCUGAUGAUUUCAAUGUUCCUGCUGUACCUGCUGGUGAACCGGAACUGAGCUACAGUCUGAACAUUGAAACUGUGGCUGAUACUUCACUCGAUUACUUCUCAUUAAUUUCUUUAAUCAUGACAUCUUAUUUGGAUAAUUAAUAUGAUACUCAUGAGAUUUUUGUUUUCCUUUUAGACAGCCCAAUCCUUCAAUCAAGAACAUUUUUUUGUAGUUUUCUCUACAAUCUGGACAUCUGUUUCAUGUAUUUUGUACGACUCCAAUCUUUCAAUAUCAACUUAUUCGUUGUGAUUAUGUGACAUUUUAUUUCUAUCCAUAACAUCUAUCUUAACUGUAGUUGGGGUACAGCAUGACACAAAGUAUUGUGGAUUGUACCACAACAUGACACUAAGACUGCUGGAGGUCAAGGGUCAUAAUUUUACUACUAAAUAAACUUCUUUCUAUUUCU